Molecule: messenger RNA, 1868 nt
Organism: Staurois parvus
Lineage: Eukaryota; Metazoa; Chordata; Amphibia; Anura; Ranidae
Source: the annotation of a GenBank genome assembly
AUGCUACUGGAAGCGCGGCCCGAGUUCAGCACCGGAGUGACCCGGCCCCUGUGUGCAGCCUCACUACUGUGUCAAGUUGAACCUGUGGGCCGAUGGUUUGAAGCCUUCAUCAAACGUAGGAAUAGAAAUGUGUCCGCUUCAUUCCAGGAGCUAGAGGAUGAAAAGGAAUCCUCUGAAGAGUCAGAGGAUGAAGAGUUUCAGCUGGAGGAAUUUGCACUACUGAAAUCGCUUGAUCCCAAGGACUGGAAGAACCAAGAUCAUUAUGCGGUGCUUGGAUUGGCAAACCUGAGGUACAAGGCCACACAAAAGCAGAUCAAAGCAGCACAUAAAGCAAUGGUUCUGAAACAUCAUCCUGACAAGAGAAAAGCUGCUGGAGAACAGAUAGUCGAAGGCGACAAUGACUAUUUUACCUGUAUAACUAAAGCAUAUGAAAUUUUAUCUGACCCCGUGAAGAGAAGAGCAUUUAACAGUGUUGAUCCUACCUUUGACAAUUCAGUACCUUCAAAGGGUGAGGGGAAAGACAACUUCUUUGAUGUAUUUUCUCCUGUGUUCGAGAGAAAUAGCAGGUGGUCAAAUAAGAAAAAUGUUGCCAAACUUGGUGACAUGAACACAUCAAUUGAAGAUGUAGAUUCAUUUUAUUCCUUCUGGUACAACUUUGAUUCGUGGAGAGAAUUUUCUUAUUUGGAUGAAGAAGAAAAAGAAAAAGCUGAAUGCCGUGAUGAGAGGAGGUGGAUCGAAAAACAAAAUCGAGCUGCCCGAGCACAGAGGAAAAAAGAAGAAAUGAUUAGAAUAAGAACAUUAGUUGAUAAUGCAUAUAGUAGUGAUCCUAGAAUAAAGAAGUUCAAAGAGGAAGAAAAGGCAAGGAAAGAAGCUGAGAAGAAAGCUAAAGCAGACGCCAGAAGAAGAGAACACGAAGAAAAGGAAAAGCAAAGGCAAGCUGAGCUGGAAGCUGUUCGAUUAGCAAAAGAGAAAGAAGAAGAGGAAGCUCGUCAGCAAGCUCUUGUAGCCAAAAAGGAAAAAGAAAUACAGAAAAAAGCCAUUAAAAAGGAACGACAGAGACUGCGCACAUCAUGCAAGAAUUGGAAUUAUUUUUCUGAUAAUGAAGCAGACAGUGUGAAAAUGAUGGAAGAAAUUGAAAAACUCUGUGAUCGUCUGGAGGUAGCAAGUUUACAGUCACUAAACGAAUCCCUUUCAGGAAGUUCUAAAGAAGAUGGGAAAACUGCUGUUGAGAAACAUAUUUCAGAGGUGAAUGCACAGAUUAAAAGAGAAAAGGAGCAGGAGGAGGCUCGGAUGAAGCAGUCCACAAAGAGUGCAGAUCAGUCUGGUUCAGGAGGCGGGGGGCAGCAGCAAGUCUUGGUCAGAGGAUGACUUGCAGCUACUUAUUAAAGCUGUGAACUUAUUUCCUGCUGGAACAAAUGCAAGGUGGGAAGUUAUUGCAAAUUAUAUGAAUUUGCAUUCUGUUUCUGGAUUAAAAAGGACAGCAAAAGAUGUAAUUAAUAAGGCCAAGUCGCUACAGAAAUUAGAUCCUCAUCAAAAGGAUGACAUCAACAAAAAAAGCAUUUGAUAAAUUCAAGAAAGAGCACAAAGCUGUACCUCUGACUGUGGACAAUGCUGUGCCUUCAGAGCGCUUUGAAGGUCCCAGUGGAGAUUCUGUUCCAUGGACAACUGAAGAACAAAAGCUUCUAGAGCAAGCACUCAAGACCUAUCCUGUGAAUACUCCAGAAAGAUGGAAGGAAAGGAUUGCAGAUGCUGUCCCUGGCAGGUCCAAGAAGGACUGCAUGAAAAGAUAUAAGGAACUCGUAGAAAUGGUGAAAGCCAAAAAAGCUGCUCAAGAACAAGUAUUGAAUGCAACAAAGUCCAAGAAAUGA